This is a messenger RNA of Fusarium graminearum PH-1, 1320 nucleotides long. RefSeq lists its product as uncharacterized. The record is from RefSeq and is a predicted model, not a curated record. The coding region runs from base 1 to 1320 and encodes 439 amino acids. The transcript has 2 exons. NCBI's taxonomy places the organism in Eukaryota, Fungi, Ascomycota, Sordariomycetes, Hypocreales, Nectriaceae.
AUGGAUCCCUCUUACAACCAACCACUUUCUGAACAUCAGAUGAACAUGGCGAGACAGCUCAUCGAAAGGAAUUUCUUCGUCGACUGUCUAAGUCUCGCUUCUGAUCAGGAGCUUGAUUAUGGCAUUUCAAGCCCCGACUAUCCAUCUCGUCCGGCGACUCUUGUUAAUAUGCCUCCAACAGAACCUGAGGUUGUCGCAUUCAUUAUGAGCACCAAGUCCAAUUGCACAAAGCUUCUGGAUGGCUUUGUAAAGCUUGGCUUUGAGCCUCGUCAUGCCAUGGUGCCUUUGGAGAACCGGGACAGCAAUGAUCGACAGUCUGCCUUUGUCAAAUUUUUAGAGGCGGUCUAUGAGGGAAACACUCUCAUUCGCAAUCGAACUAGAAUUGUUGACAUCUUCAAGUGGUUCAUCGAGUGUCAAGACAGCGUACACAGCCUCUCAGCUUCGGAUCUCCAUCCCAGGAAGACAAGUCAUUGGACUGACCCAGGGCGACCUCAAGCCCCGAUGGACCAUCUAACUGAGAUGCUGAAAUGGCAAACAUCAGGCUUCAGGGUUUUCGGGAUCGCCAUGACGCCACAGUGUCCAGCAUCCUUCCUUCGAGUCUUCCUCUCCAAUCGUACGCAAGAGGAUCAAGAGUUCGUAGCGGUUGGUAAAGUCUGGAAAUCAUCUGGCGCCGACCUUCCACGAGGUAUGCAUUAUGCCAUGACCUACAUGGAAAACAUCGUCACACACAUUUAUCGGGACCUCUUUGGCGCAACCGAACAUGUCGGUGGCCGCUUACGCAUCGAUCAGGAGUACCGGGCGAAGCUGGCGCUGUUGAACCAGCCCCAGUGGACUGACAACACAGAGGCCCAAGCACUGAGGAAUCUUGCUGAGGUGGUCAAUGACAUUCUUCAUGAGAUGGAGCUCCAAACAGACUUUUCGCAGGCAGAAGAGGGAGCGGGAUUCAAGACUUACAGCUGGUUCAGACUGUGUCGUGCUGUCUCUGGUCUGGCCGACGACUCCUACCGUGCCGAGACUGAGGAGUAUUCCAAGUACCAUGGCGACAGACGGCAUCGGUUCGUUAUAGAUCCCUUAUGGGACCCUAGACUUCAGUGGAUAGAAUCCGAGCUUGACCAGCGGGUCUUGGAUUCUAUUUUGCUCAUUGCUCAGCUUCCGCGUGUUGAAGUGGCCAAUCUCUGGCGAGAGAUGAUCCUUGAGCGAGGCAACGGUUGUCAAUGGUGGGAAGUCGAAGAAGCGUACAAUUUCCAUGUUGAUGCCUGGGAUGUCGAAAAGGCCCUCGAAGAAGGUGCUCUCGAUAGAUUUGCUGACCUGAGCUUGUAG